CGGUGCUUCCGGUUGGCGGCGCGUGUUCUGUGAGGCGCGCGGAGGAGGAGGGGUGUGGAGGGAGGCGAAAGAGGGAGCGGCGCUGGCGGUUCGGAAGCGGAGGAGGAGGAGGCGGCUCCUGAUGCGAAGCUCCCGCUCUCCGGAGCUGGAGAGAUAUAUUACUAAACCAUAUUUUAUGAAACUGACUUUUUGUCAAGUAUACCUUUUUGAUGCCUGGUAUCUGAAACCUCCCAACUAUGCCAGCAGCUACAGUAGAUCACAGCCAAAGAAUUUGUGAAGUUUGGGCUUGCAACCUGGAUGAAGAGAUGAAGAAAAUUCGUCAAGUUAUACGGAAGUUUAACUAUGUUGCCAUGGACACAGAGUUUCCAGGUGUAGUUGCACGUCCUAUUGGAGAAUUCAGAAGCAAUGCAGACUAUCAGUAUCAACUACUCCGUUGUAAUGUGGACUUGUUAAAAAUAAUUCAGUUAGGGCUGACGUUCAUGAAUGAGCAAGGCGAAUAUCCUCCAGGAACUUCAACGUGGCAGUUUAAUUUUAAAUUUAAUUUAACAGAAGACAUGUAUGCCCAGGAUUCCAUAGAGUUGCUGACUACAUCUGGAAUCCAAUUCAAAAAACAUGAGGAAGAAGGGAUUGAAACUCAAUACUUUGCUGAACUUCUUAUGACAUCGGGUGUAGUGCUAUGUGAAGGGGUCAAGUGGCUUUCUUUUCAUAGUGGCUACGACUUUGGAUAUCUGAUAAAGAUCUUGACGAAUUCCAAUUUACCUGAAGAAGAGCUGGACUUCUUUGAGAUACUGAGAUUGUUUUUCCCUGUCAUUUAUGAUGUGAAGUACCUUAUGAAGAGUUGCAAAAAUCUCAAGGGUGGAUUGCAAGAAGUUGCUGAGCAGUUAGAGUUGGAAAGGAUAGGCCCACAGCAUCAGGCAGGAUCUGACUCUCUGUUAACGGGAAUGGCCUUCUUCAAAAUGAGAGAGAUGUUCUUCGAAGAUCACAUUGACGAUGCCAAAUACUGUGGUCAUUUAUAUGGUCUUGGUUCAGGAUCAUCUUAUGUACAGAACGGGACAGGAAAUGCAUAUGAAGAAGAAGCCAACAAGCAAUCAUGACAUGAAAUUGAAAACCACUUUUUCUGAGCUCCACCUGCUUGUACAUAGGUUUUAUCUCUGACUGAAUCCCUUGGACAAUAAGGCAUUCUUUUCCUCUUGUUAUCAGCACACUUUUUUCUGCAUUUGUACCUACUAAACUUGACUGUUCCUAUCCCAGUUUUUUGACCUUGAUGUGUAGGCAUUUCUGGGUGAACUGUGGCCUUGUACUUUGCCCAACUGUACAUAAGCACAUGUAGGAGCAGUGUGGCAGAUAGAAGAGGAAAGCAAAAAUGAUAAUGAAAUUUCUGGUAAACUUUAAUUGGUCUUAGCAUUGGUUUAUUAUCUUCCCCACCCAUUUUCUUAAACUUGAACUAGCACUGAUUGAUAUUUAUCCCAGUGUACAGGAGUUUUAGCUAUUCAAGAUUGUGGACCAUCACAUUUGCACUUUAGAAGAGUGACUCACAGUCAGAUCCUCUUGUUUUAUCUGAAGUUCUGGUUUUCCUUCCUUGACCGAAACAAAUCUGCCAGCCUAUGGUUUUUCACCACUCCCCACAUCAGUUUCAAAUCCACUGAAGAAAAGCACACUCAUUGUAUAAUUUCUGUUCAAAACUACUGAAAUCUUAGCAGCUGCUCUUGUAUCUAAACUGGUGCCUGGUCUUCCAAGUGUGUCCUGCACACACCAAGUUGUAAUUGGCUUGCCAGUUUAAUACUGCUUUGUGAUGGAAAUAGUUAGAUGGAGCUGUGAGGAAUCACUCUUCUGUACUCUCCGCUGAACUGAGGCUCUCAUGUAGCAUCUGAUACAUGUUCCUGAUCAGUUCUCCAUGGAGUAUGUUUAGGAGAAAAUCUUCAUGGAUCCAUCCCCCCAAUCUCUAAAAACAAGAUUUAGAGCUAUCAGGAAAGUUUCUGUGCCCAUGUUUAGUUUUGUCUGAUCAGACUUAAUCAAAAGGAUGGAAAUUGCAGUUAGAUUAACAAGUUGUGCUAACUGUGGAUCCAUUUUCUCAUACCUGUUCCAGCAAGCUAUGCCCCACAAUACUUUCUAUUUUAAAAUCUUAUUUAUUCUUUACUUGAGUAGAUGAACACAACUCAGUUUAAGAAUGAGUUCCAAAGAUUUGAAGUCAACUUGAUAUAGAGCCAAAUAGAAAAGGAAAAUAGGAAUGUCCUUUUCUGGAGCAACUACAAAGGACAUUUGUUGUAAAACAACAAAUAUGUUUGUACCUAAUAAAGUUACCCAAGACUUAUAAGGCUAGCUUAUUUUUUGAGUCUAUCUCAGCAAUAUAUUUUAUAAAUACCUUGUUUUAUUAAAGGACCACAAAUACUUUCCUCACCAUGCAGAGCAUGCUCAUACAAAGCAGUUGUGCAGGAAGACUUUAACUGAUAUUGAAUAGCUAAAACCUAAACUGAAAUGAUGGAGUGCCUGUAACUGCAUUUUGUAUAUCAUCUACACUGAAAAUCAGUUGGGAGUAAAUCUUAGCAAUGUUGAGCAAGUUGAUCUGUUUACCAUGUACUUUAACUUGUUUUCCUUUUUUUUUUCCUCAUGAAGUUACAAUGAUGUAACUGGGUGGUCCUUUUUAAAGAAAAAUAAUACAUUUGCAUAAGAGGGUAUUUGUUUUUAAAGCUUUUGUAAAUAAAGGCUUCAAACAUGUUUUCUUAUA
This is a messenger RNA of Sceloporus undulatus (fence lizard), 2725 nucleotides long. It is a transcript of the gene CNOT7, whose product is annotated as CCR4-NOT transcription complex subunit 7. NCBI's taxonomy places the organism in Eukaryota, Metazoa, Chordata, Lepidosauria, Squamata, Phrynosomatidae. Gene Ontology annotation, molecular function: poly(A)-specific ribonuclease activity; nucleic acid binding. Bases 237 to 1094 code for a protein of 285 amino acids. The record is from RefSeq and is a predicted model, not a curated record. Gene Ontology annotation, cellular component: CCR4-NOT core complex; CCR4-NOT complex; P-body. The transcript is spliced from 7 exons.